AUGUUUGGCCGCUCGUUCAGGUCCAACCAGGAUCAGACCCGCGUCGACAAGGCUGCGAGUCGUUUGGCCGAGGCGACGAGCUUUCCCGGGGAGCUGGCGGUAGUAGCAGCGCCACCGGGCGUGGAUCUAGCAGCCGACGCCACCACGGCGCCGGUUCUUCCUCGUCCGCCGCCGCCGCUGCCCACGCUUACCCGGAUGCACACUCCUCGCCCCUCGCCCAUCGUCACUCUGACGGUCGGUCGCGAGGGUCGGCUUUUCGCCGCGCACGAAAAUGUCCUCUGCCAGUCGUCCUUCUUCGACGCCGCGUGCAGGGGCCAGUUUCACGACGUGCAAGGUAAGAGGAUCUCCCUCCCGGACGAGGAACCCGAGGUCUUCUCCGCCGUUCUCGAGUACCUCUACAAGGGUGACUACUACCCCCGCUUGAUCCAUAACAAUGUGCGCCGCGCCUCGUUUUCCACGGCCGCGACCACCGCCACCUCGUCCUCGGCCGCAGGCCCCCGCGCAGUCGAGCCCACCGUCUAUCUCUCGAGCUGCGGCGACGAACUCUUGCGCGACACCGUCAUCUACUGCGCCGCCGACCGGUACGGCCUCGACGAGCUCAAGCUCCUCGCCCUCCGGAAGCAGGGUCUCCAGUCCGGCAUUGAUGUCGGCACCAUCCUGCGCUCGGCGGCGUACGCGUACGCCCACACGCCCGACUCGGACUCGCGCCUGCGCGCCCACUACCUUGCCCUCAUCAUCCGCUGCCGCCGUACAUUUAAGCGCAGCGGAACCAUGCAGGCCGCCAUGGAGCAAGGCGGAAGCAAGCUCUUCUUCGACCUGUUUGUCGCCAUGUGCAACCACCUAGACGACGUCAUCGAGGUGAACAACUCGCGAACCCCGAGGACUGUCUGA
Molecule: messenger RNA, 891 nt
Organism: Parascedosporium putredinis
Lineage: Eukaryota; Fungi; Ascomycota; Sordariomycetes; Microascales; Microascaceae
Source: the annotation of a GenBank genome assembly